AUGUACAGUUUGGCGCGAUCGGAUUAGACUAGUCGUCGCUGUUGACUAUCGUUAUCGUUUUACGACACUUUGAAACAACAUCAUGGAAUAACUCGCUGUCGCCGGACAGGAGCGGACAAUGCAGGGUUCCGAAGAACAUCAGGUGGUAGACCCGGGACCAAAUGGACUCUCGCUCGACACACUCAAGUUCAUGGGACGAGCCUUUGUUGUCAGCUAUUGCGCCUACCUGAUCGGCUACUUCGGUCUUUCGCCGUCAUGGCUCGUCCUCGGUUCGGUUGCGUACGCCGUUCGAUGCCACCUCCGCCAACAAAUGAAAGCCAAGGCGUCAUUACGAAAAUUGGUCCUGGACAAGAAAAAUAUUUCGACUCUGCUCGAGGAUUUACCGACUUGGGUCUACUUUCCCGACACGGAACGCUGCGAAUGGGUGAACAAGAUGUUGGGACAGCUCUGGCCUUUCAUCGGACAGUACGUGAAAGAGAUGCUCGUCGAUAUCGUCGAGCCCUCGAUACGCGCAUCGUUGCCUCAUUACCUGCAGAGUUUCAAGUUCGAGACGAUAGACCUCGGCGAUAUCUCUCCCCGGAUAGGCGGCAUCAAGGUGUACAACGAAAACAUCGGCCGUAAUGAAAUUAUCGUCGAUAUGGACCUGAUAUACAGCGGUGAUUGUAAUCUGGUGAUCAAGAUCAAAGGCUUCAAGGCGGGCAUCCGAGAUAUUCAGUUGAGAGGAAACCUUCGACUCGAGCUGCGACCCUUGACCAAGCAGAUACCUCUCGUAGGAGGGAUCACAGCUUGUUUCUUGAGACCCCCGCUCGUCGAUUUCACUCUGACGAACAUUGGAGAGCUAAUGGAAAUUCCCGGCGUCAACGAUCUCCUAAAGAAAGCCGUGCUGGAUCAGAUAUCGCAAUUGUUGGUCCUGCCGAACAAAUACUCACAUCGAGUUAUCGAAAGCGUGUCGGCUCACAUGCUCAAGUAUUCUCUGCCGGCCGGAGUGCUCCGAAUUCAGGUCAUCGAGGCAGCGAAAUUAGUGAAGGCAGACAUUGGAAUGCUGGGAAUGGGGAAAAGCGAUCCCUACGCCGUUCUCACAGUCGGCAAGUCAGAGUUCAGGACUCAGGUCAUUCCCUCAACAAUAACUCCUCGAUGGGAUUUCUCCUGCGAAGCUGUAGUUCAUCAACUGCCUGGGAACACUCUUGAUAUUGAAGUCUACGACGAAGAUCAGUCCAGUAAAGACGAUUUUCUCGGCCGAACAGCCCUAAGCAUUCCUGAUCUGGCGGAGAAAGCUGUUUCCGAUAUGUGGCUGAAAUUGGAAGCAGUGAAGAGUGGUCAGAUUCAUAUUCGCACAGAAUGGGUCACUCUUAGUGGAAAUCCGGCAGAUCUUGAGAAGGAGCUCGAGUACAAACGAUCGUUCACAACCAACCACCAGCAUUCUGUCGGGCUCGUGGCCGUAUUUUUGGACUGCGCGUCUGCGUUGCCUUUUUCGGAUUCUCGAUGGGAUCCGACGGAUCUCCUGCCGGGUUUGCGCUUGCUUCAUCGAGCGGGUCUCAAAGUUUUACCUGUUUCGCUCGGAUCAAAAGCAGCCGAACCGUCCUGUCAGGUUGUCCUGUCGCUAGAUAAGGACGAACGAAGAAGUACCGUAGCUGUCAACUCAGUAAAUCCCGUUUGGGAAGAAACUUUCACCUUUCUAUGUGCCAAUCCCGACGUGGGAGAACUCAACGCAAAGGUGGUGGACACGAAGAGCGGCCAAUGUGUCGGCAGCGCCUCUGUCAGUACCGCCCGACUACUUCGCGAAGACGACAUGAAACUCGACGAGCCGCUCGCCUUGAAAGGCACGAACCACGCCAAGUUGAUGCUUACCCUACAACUCCGAAUCCUUCAAAGUCAUGGCAACACGAGCGUCCCGACGCUCCGAGCCAGCACACCGGUCGGAUACUCACGAAGUUCAUCGGAACGAGAAUCCUGUCCCGGUGAUCUCCCAAUCGUUCCUGCACUGAGUCCCAUAAGCACGCAAGCUCCCGCUAAGAGGGCCGAGAUACCCUCAAUGGACGAGAUGAUCCAGUCGACCAUUUCACCCAUUCUCGAAACCCUCCAGAGCUCACGGCCCAACUUGGCUCCGUCUCUCGGUAGCUUGAGCCGGUCUUCGACGUUGAGCACACAAAUAAGAAUAACCUUGAGGUAUUCACCACCCCGGAACCGCCUGGUCUGCGUCGUUCAUCAGAUGAGGGACCUACCUCCAUCGAUUGUAGCAUCAGAGGACGAUGAGGUAUACGUCAAGGUGGCGCUGAGUCCUUGCGACACGAACAAGCACAAGGAGAGCAAACAUAAAACGCGUCCGAUCAAGGCUUCUUCUUUGGGCUGCAUAGACUUCGACGAAACCGUCGAGAUGGACGUACAGCCUCACGAGCUGACUUUGGUGUCGCUGCACCUGCAGGUGUGCUGCAAGAGCUCAAAGAAAACGAGUGUGUUCAACGUCAACAAGCGAAUGAAUCACAGUGGCCGAAAACUCUUGGGUCAGCUCACGCUUUCGCUCGAUCAGCUCGACGGAGUCACGGCACUGACGGAAUGGUAUUUCCUGUCACCGCAGUAG
Galendromus occidentalis (western predatory mite) is the source of this 2578-nucleotide messenger RNA. It is a transcript of the gene Esyt2, whose product is annotated as extended synaptotagmin-like protein 2. The record is from RefSeq and is a predicted model, not a curated record. Gene Ontology annotation, cellular component: endoplasmic reticulum membrane. Lineage: Eukaryota; Metazoa; Arthropoda; Arachnida; Mesostigmata; Phytoseiidae. Gene Ontology annotation, molecular function: phosphatidylcholine binding; calcium-dependent phospholipid binding; calcium ion binding.